Molecule: messenger RNA, 1818 nt
Organism: Trametes versicolor FP-101664 SS1
Lineage: Eukaryota; Fungi; Basidiomycota; Agaricomycetes; Polyporales; Polyporaceae
Exons: 3
Coding region: 1-1818 (605 amino acids)
Source: RefSeq, a predicted model, not a curated record
AUGUUGGAUGCUAGCAGUCAAACAAGAUUUACUACGCUCGUUACGGAGCUGGAGCAUGCGUUUCUACGCGAUGCGCAGGAGGCUAGAUACGAAGACCUGCUAUCCGCACACGCCACUAUAGAGCUUGUCCUCAUUCAGGUCCGCCGUCGAUUGAACGGAUUCAUACCGGUGGGAGCACUGCCUCCCGAACUCCUGAGUCGUGUCUUCGCGUUGUCCACGCAGCUCCCCGAGUACGACGCGGUAUACCACCUGCGUGAUACGGCCGGUAAGGCUGCACCACUUGUGACUUCGGGCUCGUCGAGGCUACUCUCCCUAAUCCAUGUCUGCUCCCACUGGCGCCUUGUCGCCUUGAACACCCCCGUUCUCUGGACACAUGUUGACGACCGACAUCCCGAGCAGACAGAGAUGUUCAUAUCUCGCUCGCAGCCCAUGACGCUUUCCGUCGUUGUGGAUGCAACACGCCUCAGCACUGGGACGCUCGAACACUAUGGAUCCAGGUUGCGCAGGCUGGACAUCAUCAUAUCCGACAGUAUCACCUCUCCCGGCCCCCUACUUCGCUUGGCGCUGAACCAGCCCGCGCUGGACUGCCUCACCAUCAACUCAAAAUGUCGCAUAUCGAGGGAUCGUCUAGAAACCAGCCCGAGAACGUUUGGACAAUCUGCGUCCCACCUCAAAGCGCUAGCCCUCCGCCUCGUCCCGUUGUGGCACGCAGGGAUUCAGUUCUCGGACCUCACACAUCUAUACUUGGACUGGGGAGAAGACUCCGCAUGGCCUUCAGAGAACGAGCCCGUUCGCCACCUAUUGUCCCUCCUUUCACAUACUCCUGCACUCCAACACCUACAUCUCGUCCAUCUGGACGAUUCGGAACCAGUCUCCCAUGUCAUAGUCUCACCCUCGCCGAUCCCUCUCAACUCCAUCCGCGCAGUGACAUGCUCACGUAGCAAUAUGUCCACCGCAUUCCACCUCCUUUCCAUCCUGAAGCUCCCCGAGACCGCAUUCGUGCGUCUCGACAAGCUAGAACGCACCGUUCCUCUGGUGGCAGCACUUGCGCCGCGCACCGGUUCGCCGCUUCUCGUGUCAAGCCUCCGCCAUGCCCAGCUUGUGAUAGACAGCGACAACCUCUUCCUUCUCGCCGAGGGCCCCGAAUCCGGCCUCUGGAUCAGAGGUUCGAUAGCGUAUAUCGAACUCGAGGGGAGCGACCCUAGUUGGCGCUGGGGCUCAUACAUAACAGCACUGAACCGUUUGGACAUCCUAUCGUUUAUCCAGACGCUGCGUCUGAAAAUUGAGCAGGACAGAAACGCUAUACUCGAGCUUCUCAGCCAAAUGCACAACGUGGAAACCCUCACCGUCAUCAUCGAGGGUGAACACUGGCAGAGCGUCCGCGCCAACGCCCGCGCGAUCUACACAGCGCUCAGCGACCCGGAAGCCUGCCCACGCCUGCGCUCCUUGGUCAUCCUAUUCGGCAUCAAGAAUAGCGAGCACUUGUGCCGACCGGGACUGGUUUCCAUGCUGCAGGCGCGCGCCCUCCAGGGCCGCCCGCUCGGCCGUCUUGCCGUCAAGCAGUGGUGGACUCCUACCACAGACCCCAAGGAGGUGAGGGACCAGCGCGGACGCCGGGAGGCAGAGUUGCAGGACGUUUUCUCCGUUGCUAGGCAGUACGUCGAGGUCUUGGAGAUCGUGGAAGGCGACGACAUCCUCCCGUUCGCGCCACGGGAUGCUUGGAAGACGGACGGAGCGGAGGACUACUGGGACAUACUGCCAGAAGACCAACCCAAGUACGACCCGCCACCGCAGUGGCCAACUGCAAGGGAGAAUUAG